Daucus carota subsp. sativus is the source of this 1349-nucleotide messenger RNA. Its product is annotated as nudix hydrolase 2. Lineage: Eukaryota; Viridiplantae; Streptophyta; Magnoliopsida; Apiales; Apiaceae. The transcript has 9 exons. Bases 40 to 1008 code for a protein of 322 amino acids. Gene Ontology annotation, molecular function: NADH pyrophosphatase activity; NAD binding; ADP-ribose diphosphatase activity. The record is from RefSeq and is a predicted model, not a curated record.
AAUGAAAUGUAAGAGCAUUAAAUUAAAGAGAAAAUAACGAUGAUGAUGGUGAGGUGGUCAUUGGCCAGACCCAAUAAUUUUGUCUUGUGUAUCGCAACACGUACUCUAACCAGAACUAUCUGCUGUUCGAGCCCUCCUCGCAUCGCCAUUGCACUUCCGGGAGGUGUAAACAAGUUUGGCGAUAAAAUUAAACAUUAUUCCCGUGCGAUGACUACUUGUUCACUGUUAACUGGUAAGGAAGAUGAUUUUGGAGGUGUUAUUGUUCGAUUUACAAACCAAAUGGAAUCUAAUGUGUUCGCUUCCUUGCUUAGAGCUUCCAUGGCUCAAUGGAAACUACAGGGGAAGAAAGGUGUUUGGCUUGAGAUCCCUAUUGAAUGUGUGAAUCUUGUUGAAGCUGCUGUCAAGGAAGGAUUUUAUUAUCACCAUGCGGAGCCAAAGUACUUGAUGCUUGUACACUGGAUUCCUGAAACUAAUAGUACACUGCCUGCAAAUGCUACUCACAGAGUGGGCAUUGGUGCUUUUGUGUUGAAUAAAGAAGGACAGGUGCUUGUAGUUCAAGAAAAGAGUGGAAAAUUCCGUGGGACUGGUAUCUGGAAGUUUCCCACAGGGGUCGUGGAGCAGGGUGAGGAUAUAUGUGAUGCAGCUGUCAGGGAAGUAAAAGAAGAGACUGGGAUUAUUACAGAAUUCAAAGAGAUACUUGCAUUCAGGCAAAGCCACAAGGCAUUUUUUCAGAAAUCAGAUCUGUUCUUUGUCUGUAUGUUGGAACCACUUUCCUUUGACAUCCAAAAGCAGGACUUGGAGAUUGAGGCAGCUGAGUGGAUGCCAUUUGAGGAAUAUGCGGCUCAACCUUACGUUGAAAAACAUGAGCUACUAAAGUAUCUUGUUGAUAUUUGUUUAGCAAAGAAAGAGAGGAAGUAUACUGGAUUUACCCCAGUUCCCACAACUUCAACCUUUUCAUCGGAAAAACACUUCUUGUACUUGAAUGGGAGAGACUUGAGCAGCCUCUAGGAUGUGGUCUUCUACAUUAAACCCUUUCCGGUUAAUCCAUAUUGCGCUUGGUAUAUAAUUUUACUGCUUAUUUAUAUGAUAGAACAAAAUAAAAAACAGAGCAGCCAAUAUCACAUUUCCUUUAGUAACAAAUGAACCCAUUGUAGUAGUUUAUUUAUUGGUUUAUUGGGACAAAACUCAGCCUAGUCAAGCUAUUGAACUCAACUAUGUAGGGUGUUAAAAUCUAUCUCUAAGUGGUUGCAUGGAAUUCUUAAGAUCUCUUGUGCUGCUUGUAAUUAGUGUUUUGAUUGUAGAUAAAUACUUAUUGGAAGUAAGGUCACAAAGACCAUAUUUCAUUUUCU